AUGAGGAAGGUGGAUCUUCGCCAGUCCAACCAGAGGGCCCAUCUCUUCCAGAGCUCCCUGAGGAAGGGGAACCUUCUCCAGCCCAGCAAGAAGCUCCAGCACAGUUUCUCAAGCCUCCCCAAGAGGUUAAAUCACUUCCAACUGAGCAGGAGGCCCCAGUUUUAUCUCCAGGGCCCCCUGAAGAGGUUGAACUUUCUUCAGUGCAUCAGUAAGUUCUACCACAGCUUCCACAGCUCUCUGAGAGUACUGAACCUUCUCCAACCCAGCAGGAGGCUCCAGGUAGAACCUUCUUCAACCCAGCAAAAGUCCCCAUGUCAGUCUCCAUGGCCACCUGUGGAGGUCCUACCUUCAGUCCAGCAGGACACCCUAGCUCAGCCUCCAGAGCCCCCUAAACAGGUGGAACCAUCUGCAGUGGCUCUUGCUCCACCUCAAGAGCCCCCUGCAAAUAUAGAACCGUCUUCAGUGCAGCAAGAGGUCCUGGCUACACCUUCAAAGGCCCCUAGCGUGGUAGAGCCUUCUGCAGCCCAAGAAGAGGUCCCAGCUCAGGAAGCCCCAGCUUUACCUCCUGAGCCUACUAAGGAGGUGGAACCUUCUCCAGUCCAGCAGGAGGCCCCAGCUCAGUGUCCAGAGCCCCCUAAAGAGGUGGAACCACCUGCAGUCCAGCAGGAGGUCCCUGUCCUGUCUGCAAAGCCCCCUGAGGACGUCCAACCUUCUCUUCUCCAGCAGGUGGCUCUUGCUCCACCUCAAGAGCCCCCUGCAAAUAUAGAACCGUCUCCAGUGCAGCAAGAGGUCCCAGCUACACCUUCCAAGCCCACUGAGGAGGUCAGGAUCAAGCUCACCUUGAUGUCCACUAUGGCGGUCAGACAUUCUGCAGCCCUGCAGAAGACCACAUCUUCUCCAAAGCAAGUUACACUUCAGCCUUUGGAUUUAGAGCUUACCAUGUCUCUAGAACCCACUAUGGAGAUCGAACAUUCUACAGCCCUGCAGACAACCACAUCUCCUCCAAACCAAGUUCCACUUCAGCCUUUGGAUCCAGAGCUUACUGUGUCUUCAGAACCCACUGUGCAAGAUGCUAGCAAUAGAACGAACAUUGAUGUAUGUGAGCUUUGUCUCUGCCAAAAUCAAAUGCUGUCCUGUUCUGGGCUGAGCCCAGAGAAGAGGCUCCACAGAGUGCCUGUGCCACAGCCCCACAUGCACAAUGGCACCUUCACUGUCUUAAAUUUGCAAAGAAACUCUAUUUCUUAUGUUGAUGAAAAUACUUGGAAGCCAUACCAUUUUGUUGAGAAACUGAAUAUAUCUUCUCCGAAUAUAAAUACAGAAAACCACCUGCAUUCUAAGUUCCUUCUUGGUCCAGAAUUUUGA
Molecule: messenger RNA, 1362 nt
Organism: Orycteropus afer afer
Lineage: Eukaryota; Metazoa; Chordata; Mammalia; Tubulidentata; Orycteropodidae
Source: RefSeq, a predicted model, not a curated record